AGCUCACACUUGGAAUCCCCACAGAGGGUAAAACUCACAUCACACAGUCACCCACCCUUAUACACUUGAGGAGCCCCAGGAACUGGAGACGAGGUCCACAAAACUGACUGUCCCAAAGAAAAGUGCCCACCCCCACCUCCCAAGGGCUCCCUGCCCACGCCUCUCCACCUCCUGCUUUGUUUUUUUGCAAGGCUCAGGGUGGAUCACGCUGGGCACAUGGCUCCAUCAAUCAUCUACACCCCCAGGCCCUCCACCCUCCUUUUUGUUGUUCUUUUCUCUCUUUUUUUCUUUUCUUUAACAUUUAUUUAUUUAUUAUGUAUACACUGUUCUGCCCCCAUGUCUGCCCGCCAGAAGAGGGCACCAGAUCUCAUUACAGAUUGUUGUGAGCCACCAUGUGGUUGCUGGGAAUUGAACUCAGGACCUUUGGAAGAGCAGCCAGUGCUCUUAACCGCUGAGCCAUCUCUCCAGCCCUGUUCUUUUCUUUGAAAUAGGAUGUCCUGUAGCCCAGGCCGGCCUCAAACUUGCUAUGUAACAGAGGCUGGCCUAGAACUCCUUAUUGUUCUGUUCUCAUAAGUAGUAGGUUUAUAGGCAUGUGUCAUCAUGCUUAUUCACCCAACCCUGACCAACAGUGCCUUCACAGGUUGAUCAGCUCCCUUUACAAGCUCUGUGGGCUUGCCCCUCACUCUCACUUUCUCAAUUCGAGCCCCUAAGUCACCAACAGGCAGAGUAACUGGCACAGCAGUAGGGACACUGGCCUCAUCUCGUUGAGUCUGGAAGAGCCUCUGGAGUGGGGCCGUGGAAGCACAGACUCUAAAGAGCUUCCAAAGUUGGCCCAAGUACUGGCAGCACUAGAGGAACACCAGGAACUGGCAUGGGGUUGGGACCACAUGGCCCCGGCCUCCCAUGGCUCUCAUCUGCCCUCUCAUCCCCAAGGGAAAAGAGCUGACCGUAGAGGGACAGCUCUCCAGGCAGUCUGCUCCUUACAGCUACUGCUUCCUGUCAUACCCACAGGACCUGAGGCAAAGGAAAGUGCCCCGGGGGCAGCUUUGGGCGAUGGCCCAAAGAAGAGCUAAGGGCUGGCUUUCUAAAGCGGUGCAGAGGGCUGUAGCAGAGGGCUUGGGAGUUUAAUGCCACAGCACACGGAAAGUCUGGUAGAGCGGGGGAAAGGGUCACAGCAGUAACCGUGCCCCCAAGUCUCCUGCCUCACAUCUUGCAGACUAGAGGCCCAAGUUCCAGGAAGAUUGGGUGGGAAGGAACGUAAGUGUCAGGGCUUGCUUCUAGGCCACCAUUGCACAUCUCCAGUAAGCCACUUCAAAGCUUAAUUAUGAGUCAGAUACACCCGAGUGAUUUUCAUAAACAUUGUUUUCUGAUAGUCUUUUCUAGUACAAGUUAUUAGGAAAGCAAGGGGUUUUUGUUUGUUUUUUUCAUUGUGCUGAUGAUUAUAAUGACUUCUGACCAAGGAAAGGAAAACUUUAAAAACAUUCUAAAGCUAGACAGGGUGGUACACACCUGUAAUCCAAGUAACAGGGCCGGAGGGUCAGGAGUUUGAGGUCAGCCUUGGCUGUAUGAGCCUUUGUCUUUACUACACUAUGGCGGGAGGAGUUAGCAGACCAGACAAGUCAUUGCACAAGACGUGUGUGCUUUCUGUUUUCAUUUUCGUUUUUCAAGUGAGAGAACAUAAAGUCGGGUGAGUAGGAGGGGAAGGGGGGAGAAUAUAAUAAAAUACAUUGUAUGAAACUCUCAGAAUGGCUUAGUCUAAGGACCUCCGUUUGAUCCCCAGAACUCAAGUUUUAAAAUCUGGGCCGAAGAGGUGGCUCUUCGGCCAUCUAGAGUAUUAGGGAGAGAUGGCUCCCGUUCCAGAGAACCUGGAUUUGAUCCCCAGCACCCACAUAGCAGCUCUCAACCAUUUGUAACUCCAGUUCCAGGAGAUCCAACACCUCCUUCUGGCAUCCACAGGCACCAGCCACACAAGUGAUGCACAGAUACACAUGCAGACAAAACACUCAAAAGACAUAAAAAAUAAAAGAAUUAAAUCUGGGUGUCGUGGCACGUGCUUAGAACACCAGCUCUGGGAGAUGGAGCCAGCCAGUCAGCCAGCCUAGCCGACUUGGCAAGUUCCAGGAGGUAAGAGACUAUCGGGCUCGGCACUGAUGAACUUGACAGAGGAAGGCGGUCCCCUGGCCUGUGUGGGGUAUUCUCUUACACUCUGAAUGUACGUCACGGUGAUUGGUUUACUAAAGAAGCUGACUGGCCUAGAGCCAGGCAGAGUAAGGUUAGGUGAGAGAGACAAAUGGAGAAUGAUGGGAAGAAGGGCAGAGCUGAGGUGUCUUGAACAGAUGAAGAGAAGCAAGAUGAGCAUGCCGUACUGAGAGAAGGUACCAAGCCACCUGGCAAAGCAUAGAUGAGAAAUAUGAGUUAAUUUAAAUGUAAGAGUUCGCUAGUAACAAGCCCGCGCUAUUGGCCGAGGGUUUAUACUUAAUAUUCAGCCUCCAUGUCAGUUACUUGGGAACUGUUGGGCGGGAAAGAAACGUUCUCCAACUGGCCUGCACACACAUGCAUGCACAUGAGCACAGACACAUCAAAAAAUAAUUCUCAGGCUAGGGUUGCAGCUUAGUUGAUAAGAGUACUAGCCUAGCAUGCAAGAAGUCCUGGGUCCCACCCUUAACACUGAAUAAAUAGGGUAUAGUGGCACACACUUGUAAUCCCAGCACUUGGGUGGCAGAGGAAGGUAGACCAGGACUUCAAGGUUAUCCUCCACAGCACAGAGUUUAAAACCAAUCUGGGCCACGUGAGACCCUGUCUCAAAACAUAAUAGCGAGGACUGUUAGAGAUGGUUCAGUGGUUAAGAGCACUUGUUGCUCUUGCAGAAGACCCAGGUUCAAAUCCCAGCACCAACAUGAUGGCUCACAAGCAUCUAACCAGUCCCAGGGGAUCCAACGCUCUCUUCUCAUUUCUACAGGCACCAGGCAUCAACAUGGUGGAGAUACACAUGUAGGCAAACACACGCAAUAAAUACAAAAAUAAUUGUUAGUAUUCUGCACAUUAAAAUUAGCCAGGCAUGGUGGCACAUGCCUUUAAUUCCAGCACUUGGGAGGCACAAGUAAGUGGAUCUCUGAGUUGAAGGCCAGUUUCAUCUAGAUAGCGAGUUCCAGCCUGCCAGGGUCUUAUAGGCCUGGGUCAAACAAUUCACCACCACCCCACAAAUAGAGAAAAGGCCACCACUACUUGACUUUGUAAUUCACUUGUACACCCAGUGCACCAGUGUCCUGGGGGAGCCUACUGGACAAUCUUUUUCCCUUUAAAACAGACUUAUCUGGGGGAGGCAGGGGCCUCUGCUGCUCCAGGUGGGGGGUGGUAACAAGUGUACCAAACAGAGCCAUUUUGCAGGGACCGUUGAUGACAAGACAGUGACCAGAUAAAGCCAAGGGGAUGACUUGAAGGUAAAAGUGGAAAAAGCCCAAAUGGAAAAAAACACUAUGUUCUGAAACAAUGCCAGACAUGUUUCAUCCUCCAAAAAUCUGAAGAAAAAUAAAUGUGUUGAUCAACAAGUUAUUCUCCUCUCCCUCUUCAAGGACUCUCUGAAUUGCUAAAUUGAUCAGAUCGGCUUAAAACAGAUGGUGUGAGGCGCAGAGAUUUUUAUAUUUCAUCCUGUAAGUGAAAAUCCGCAAAGGGGAAAAGAACCAAGCUGACAGUCUGAGUGUGCUACCCCACAGUGACUGCUGCUUUUCCUGUGUCAGUAAAGAAGCUGAAGUUUUUCCUUCUCAUUGUUUCACGUUUUGAGAAAUUGCAUCUCUGAAGUUUCAUGCCCGGGUGAAUGUACAAAUAAUAGAGAAACAGGACCACAGGAAAAAGGAAAGAUGGAUUGAUAAGGCAGACUUUCCGUUUGAGACGAAAUCUUCAUGGAAUUUUCUAGCUGAAAAGACUCAUUUCCGGGGACUGGGGAGACAGACAGGUCAGCCGGUAAUACGUUUGCUUUGCAAGCACGGGGGACCAGGUUCUCUCCAGAGCACCCACGUAAAAAACAAAUCCUAUCUUGGACUGGUAACCCACUGUUGACUGGGAAGUGGAGGCAGCCAGAUUCUGACCAGCUAAGCACCCUAGCUUAACUGGUGACCUCAGGUACCAAUAAGAGACCUUUCUCAAAGGCAAGGUAGACAGCACUUCAGUUUCAACAGGCAAGGUUGACCUCUGGCCUCCGUGCUUGUCACUGUCCACAUAAGUGCCUGUCUUUGUAAGUGCACAUCCACAAAUCCCCCUCACGCACACACACAAAUCUCCACUUUAACAUUUUUGUUUCUGUUUAUUUUAGUUCUUGUUUGUUUUUUCAAGACAGGGUUUCUCUGUGUGGCCCUGGCUGUCCUGGAACUCACUCUGUAGACCAGGCUGGCCUCGAACUCAGAGAUCCACCUGCCUCUGCCUCCCUGAGUGCUGGGAUUAAAGGCCUGUGCCUCCAUGCCUGCCGACACUGUUUCUGAGACAGGGUUUCACGUAUUUCGGGAUGGUGCCAGACUCUGUGUAGGUAAAGAUGAUCCUAAACUUGCUUAUCCUUCUGCCUCUGCCUGGGGUACAGCUGGCAAGCUGUACCUAAGUGGAAGUGAAGGAAUCAUUGGCUUGAAAUACCACCAGGUAUGACAGGUGUAGGCCAGAACUGGCUUCAUCUUUGUUUAGACUCUUUCCCUAACAAGCCAUUUAGACAUAAAAGCCCAACAUGAGACUGAAUAUGCAUAUAGGGAGACACUGACGGGUAUUCAAAACAUCAGUUCAUUACGCAUCUUUUAUUCCCACGCUGUGCCCUUGCAGGACAAACAUACAGACCUGCUGUCAGGUGCUCACAUGUAGCCAGGGAGAUGGAACCAGACAACAGGUAGAAAGAAUGAAUGGCAGUGUUCCCACCCAGGGACCAAGAGAGUCUGCCAGGGAAGGCAGGAGUUUAACUUGAGGAGGUAAGAUGAACGAAAAGUCUCUGAGGCUUGAAGAGUGAAUGGGUCAUGUCAAAGCUCCUGAGGCUUCGAGGCAGGAAGGAGCCGGUCAUGGUGGAGGGUCUGUGGCAGUCCCUGCAGGUAGAGUAACAUCCCCAGGAGCAGGUGGUGUAGGAUGAGGCUGGGGACCGGCUGCAGCCGGCUUGUAGAACAGCCCCACUUCCCCAGGCCACCAGUGAGGGAAGCCACCAGAAGGAAAAGUGGCUGACAGAGGGACAGGAGCAUGCUGGGUAGACGGCCACAGAGUAGACAUGGCUGGAGCUGCAAAUGGGCCCAAUUCAAGCUGUUUUGAAAAGGCAGCAUGUGCUCCUGGAUCUGAUUGGGAGUUCGGUGACUUUGUGGUUUGAAGGAGCUGCGUGCCUGUCUCAGAAGGCAGUUCUCGAGUCAGUCCCCCCACACACACCUCUACGUGGGCUCCAGGGACUGACCCCAGGUCACCAGGCUUGCAUGGCAAGCCCCUCUACACAACGAGCCUUCUCGAAGCUGUCCCCCCCCCCCUUAUUUAUGAAAGCUCUUUAUUCUUUGGAGAGACGCAUGUGCCAGGGGGCAUGUGGAGGGUCAAGGGCGACUUGAGAGAGUAGGCUCCGUCCUUCCACGUGUGGGCUCCUGGGAUUGAAUUCAAGUUGUUAGGCUUGGCAAGAGCCUCUACCUGCCGAGUCACAUUGUAUUUUUUGACCUAUUUUUAUUUUAUGUGUAUAAAUGUGUUGCCUGCAUAUUACAUACAUGCGCUGUGUGUGCCUCUAGAGGUCAGGAUGGUGCCAGACUCUGUGUAGGUAAAGAUGAUCCUAAACUUGCUAAUCCUUCUGCCUCUGCCUUUGCCUGGGGUACAGGCAUCAGAAGUGGUGUUACAAGUAGUCGUGAGCCACCAUGUGGGUGCUGAGAACCAAACCCAGGCCCCCUACAAGAGCAGUAAGUGUUCUUAACUAGUGAGCAGUCUCUCCACCCUUAUGCUUUGUUGGUUUUGGUUUGUUUGUUAUUUUUGUUGUUGUUGUUUUAUAAUUUAGCUUUAUUUUAUGUGCAUUGAUUGGUAUGAAUGAAGCAGGACCCCUGGACCUGGAGUUACAGACAGUUGUGAACUGCCACGUGGGUGCUGGGAAUUGAACCUGGGUCCUCUAGAAGAACAACAAUCAGUGCUCUUACCCACUGAGCCAUCUCUCUAGCCCCCUGUUUGUUUGUUUUUUUAAAGAUAAGAUCUCACUAUGUAGUUCUGGCUGGCCUGGAACUUGCUCUGUAGACCAGGCUGGCCUCAAACUUAGAGAGAUCCGCCUGCCUCUGCCUCCCGAGUGCUGGGAUUAAAGGCAUGUGCUACCACAUCUGUCUUUGUUGGUUUAUUGUGGUUUUUUGAGACAGGGUUUCUCUGUGUAGCCCUGGCUGUCCACUCACUUCUGUAGACCAGGCUGGCCUCAAACUCAGAGAAAUCUGCCUGCCCCUGCCUCCCAAGUGCUGGGGUUAAAGGUGAGCCCCACCGCUGCCUGGUUGGUUUUAUUUUUUUCUAAUGAAAUACUAAAUGGUUGCUUCUCACCCCAGAUUCUAAAAGUGGCAACGGGCAGGCAGAGCUUAAGGUGCUUGGAAAGUCAUUAGACACUGCCUAGAACGCAGUGACGUCAGAGGCUGGGGCGGGGUAUGAGAAUGUGUGUGCGUAUUUUGGGGUCCCUCAGCCUGCCUGCUCAUAUCAUCACCCAGUGAGGCAAAGGCAGGAAGACUUUAGCAUCUGUUUGUCCACAGCCUCGGGUCUGCUCAUCAGAGGGCAGGUGGGAAAGCCUUAAGGAAACCGGUCUUGACACACGGCCUCAGGCUGAAGCGGGAAAGAAGACUGUCCUUUGGCCAUGUCACAGAAUGGACACCUUGAGGACUCCAGUGAAUACUUCUCAGCGGCAGCUCUGGGCUACUUCAGGAAUGACACGGAUGAUACCCCUGAAGUUCGGGAAGACAGCCUGGGGGACGAGGUCUUUGACACCGUCAACUCCUCCAUCGUGUCUGGCGAGAGCAUCCGGUUUUUUGUCAAUGUCAACCUCGAGGUGCAGCCCUCCAAAUCUGACUUAGAAGCUGCAGCUGGUGGCUGUGUGCUCCUACACACCUCCCGCAAGUAUCUGAAGUUAAAGAACUUUGAGGAGGAGGUCCGUGCACACCGGGACCUGGAUGGCUUCUUGGCCCAGGCCAGCAUCAUCCUGAACGAGACAGCUACCUCCCUGGAUGACGUGCUUCGGACCAUGCUGAACCGCUUCGCCCAGGACCCCAACCACGCGGAACCUGACUGUGACCUGGACCUGCUCAUGGCCAAGCUCUUUACAGACGCGGGGGCCCCCAUGGAGAGUAAAGUCCACCUGCUGUCAGACACCAUCCAGGGAGUCACCGCCACUGUCAGAGGGGUACAGUACCAGCAGUCAUGGCUCUGCAUCAUCUGCACCAUGAAGGCCCUGCAGAAGAGGCAUGUGUGCAUCAGCCGCCUGGUUCGACCACAGAACUGGGGGGAGAACUCCUGUGAGGUCCGCUUUGUCAUUCUGGUGCUGGCCCCGCCCAAGAUGAAAAGCACCAAGACUGCGAUGGAGGUGGCACGCACCUUUGCCACCAUGUUCUCGGACAUCACCUUCCGCCAGAAGCUCCUCAAGACCCGCACAGAGGAGGAAUUCAAGGAGGCUCUGGUGCACCAAAGACAGCUGCUCACCAUGAUGCCAAGAGCCAAGGGCCACAGCAUGAGCUCCCUCCAUACUCACAAACACCAUCAGCCCCCCAAGUGCAAGGACUUUUUCCCUUUUGGAAAGGGCAUCUGGGUGGACAUCAUGCACAGGUUCCCGGUGUACCCACUGGACUUCACCGAUGGCCUCAUCGGGAAAGGCAAGACUGUGGGCAAAUACGUCACCACCACGCUUUUCCUCUAUUUUGCCUGCCUCCUGCCAACGAUUGCUUUUGGAUCCCUCAAUGAUGAGAACACGAACGGAGCCAUCGAUGUGCAGAAGACCAUAGCUGGGCAGAGCAUCGGAGGCCUCUUGUAUGCACUCUUCUCUGGGCAGCCACUGGUAAUACUGCUGACAACCGCGCCCCUGGCCAUCUACAUCCAGGUGAUCCGAGUCAUCUGCGAUGACUACAACCUGGACUUCAACUCCUUCUAUGCAUGGACGGGCCUGUGGAACAGUUUCUUCCUCGCGCUUUAUGCCUUCCUCAACCUCAGCCUGCUUAUGAAUCUCUUUAAGAGGUCAACAGAGGAAAUCAUUGCCCUCUUCAUUUCCAUCACGUUUGUGCUGGAUGCCGUCAAGGGCAUGGUCAAAAUCUUCUGGAAGUACUACUAUGGUCACCACUACCACACAAAAAGAACUUCAUCCUUGGCAAGCUUGUUGGGCGUUGGCAGAAGCCCCAACACCAGCCUCCACAGUGCGCCCAACACCAGCCUCUGGGACAGCACCAUAGAGAUGGCCACAGCCAGCAGCCCCAGCAGCACACACUCGGGCCAGGCCACGGCAGUCCUCAGCCUCCUCAUCAUGCUGGGCACACUCUGGCUAGGCUACACCCUCUACCAGUUCAAGAAAAGCCCCUACCUGCACCCAUGUGUGCGUGAGACCCUGUCUGACUGUGCCCUGCCCAUCGCCGUGCUCGCCUUCUCCCUCAUCAGUUCCUAUGGCUUCCAGGACAUUGAGAUGAGCAAGUUCAGAUACAACCCCAGCGAGAGCCUCUUUGAGAUGGCACAGAUCCGCUCUCUGUCCUUCAAGGCCAUCAGCAGCGCCAUGGGUCUUGGUUUCCUGCUCUCCUUGCUUUUCUUCAUUGAGCAGAACCUGGUGGCUGCCCUGGUCAAUGCACCAGAGAACAGGCUGGUGAAGGGCACUGCCUAUCACUGGGACCUCCUGUUACUCGCCAUCAUCAAUACGGGGCUGUCUCUAUUCGGGCUACCCUGGAUCCACGCCGCCUACCCCCACUCCCCGCUGCAUGUGCGGGCACUGGCCUUAGUGGAGGAACGUGUGGAAAAUGGGCACAUUUAUGAAACGAUAGUGAAUGUUAAGGAGACCCGGCUGACCGCGCUGGGCGCCAGUGUCCUGGUGGGUCUCUCGCUGCUGCUGCUGCCCUUCCCCCUGCAGUGGAUCCCCAAGCCUGUGCUCUAUGGGCUCUUCCUCUACAUUGCGCUCACCUCCCUGGAUGGCAACCAGCUCUUCUCUCGUGUGGCCCUGCUGCUCAAGGAGCAGACAUCAUACCCACCCACACACUACGUCCGGAGAGUGCCCCAAAGGAAGAUCCACUACUUCACAGGCCUGCAGAUUCUGCAGCUGCUGCUGCUCUGUGCCUUCGGCAUGAGCUCCCUGCCCUACAUGAAGAUGGUCUUCCCUCUCAUCAUGAUUGCCAUGAUUCCGAUCCGGUAUGACCAGGCUGGGUGGCUGUCAGGAGGGUGCAGCCCGCUGCUGGGCUCAGUGGGUACCUGCUAUGACCAUCUACCACUCAGUUUGCCUCUCCCUCUGUUCUGCAGUUACAAUCUGCUACCCCGAAUCAUUGAAGCCAAGUACUUGGAUGUCAUGGAUGCUGAGCACAGACCCUGACCAGGGCCACCUUCCCCAUCCUUUCAGGCCUGCUCUGUGGCAGUGCAAGGGGAGGUGUGAGCCGCCUGUGGCUCUGGCCCGUCCUCAUUGUGGCCUAAAGCCCCGGGGCAUUGUGGUUUCCAGUGGUGUGUGCUCACCCCAUUAACCUUUAGUUUAGGGUCAGGGACAUUGCCAGGGUGGAGCUAAGAAAAGUAGAUUUUCUUUUGAUAAAAGAGUUGAUGCCCAGGAGAGAGCCCAUUUCCUUGAUUGUAUAAGGAACUUGCUGUGUGCACAUUAGUGAAUAAAAGUCUUGUUUCU
This is a messenger RNA of Peromyscus californicus insignis, 9796 nucleotides long. It is a transcript of the gene Slc4a11, whose product is annotated as solute carrier family 4 member 11. Gene Ontology annotation, biological process: monoatomic ion homeostasis; monoatomic anion transport; transmembrane transport. NCBI's taxonomy places the organism in Eukaryota, Metazoa, Chordata, Mammalia, Rodentia, Cricetidae. Gene Ontology annotation, molecular function: solute:inorganic anion antiporter activity. The transcript is spliced from 19 exons. The coding region runs from base 6806 to 9499 and encodes 897 amino acids. The record is from RefSeq and is a predicted model, not a curated record. Gene Ontology annotation, cellular component: plasma membrane; basolateral plasma membrane.